CGUUGGCCAGGCGGUACCUUUUUCUGUUAGGAAAUACCCCGUGAAGAUGGAUGUAUGUCUCUGUAAUCGACAGAAGGACCUGAUUGGAGGAUGACAAAAUCAUGCGUUCUGCUUCGUUUCGUCGUUCUGCUUUCACCUUCCAGAUCACGUUGUUUUGUUAGCUUUCUGCACUUUUUGCGCACACACACACACACACGAUACGAUGGACUGCUACCGUCCUUUGAGUUAACGAAAAAUUCUGUGCCUGGCCCCGCUUGAUGCACUAUCACUUCAACGGCAAAGCUGCUUCUUUGAAAUUACUAUCUUGUUCUUUUUUUGGACCGGGCAUGCAUGCAUAUAUAUACGUUGUCGACCUUCCCACAAUUCCUGUACCUCUCUUUCGUCGGCAUUCUUAUUUGUUUUGGAGUAUUCGACGAGCCGAUUUUGCAUACACACAUAAAAUACGUACAUAUACUUAUACGUUGGCACGGGACUAUCAGGACCUACUACCUACCUAUCUACCACCCACCCACCUACCUACCUACCUUGUAUGGAAAGACAACCGAGCCCUGGACAGAGAGAGAAGGAGGCACGCUCAGCACGGAUCCGAGCUAUUUUUUACUCCUCCCCCACCCCCCUUCUUCUUCGCCCUCUCCCCUCCUCCAUCUCCACCUUUCUUGGCAAAGCACAGAUUUUGAGUACUUCUGCAAUGGAUUGAUAUCAUACUAUCCCUCCUCUGCCUGUUUCUCUCACUCUCUCUCUGUCUGCUGGGUGUGUCGACUUUUCCUCUUUGUCAUACCCUCCAUACAAAAUAGUUCUUGGUUUGAAAUUUUUUGGAUUGAUUUUGUUCUUAUUCUGCCUGUUUGUUCGUCUCUAGAAAGCACGUUAUGCACACACACACACACAUACACAUCUAUAUAUACACACGCACCUACACCCAACACACGUAUACGAGACCCCCCUCCUUCCUAGUAUAUUCACCCCUUACACUCUCCCCCUUCCCCUCCAACAUGAAACACCAAACACCAAAUAUCAAACACCAAAGAUAAAAAGAAAUACGUUGCGUUUUCAGAUAUAUGAAUGAAUUUGAAUUUUGAAAAUUGAAUUUGAAUUU
Pseudovirgaria hyperparasitica is the source of this 1093-nucleotide messenger RNA. RefSeq lists its product as uncharacterized. The transcript has a single exon. The record is from RefSeq and is a predicted model, not a curated record. Bases 331 to 951 code for a protein of 206 amino acids. NCBI's taxonomy places the organism in Eukaryota, Fungi, Ascomycota, Dothideomycetes, Acrospermales, Acrospermaceae.